ACCAGCGAGAGCAAUUUUGAAAUGUACGACGAGAUGAAAUCCGCAUCUGCUAGUGACGCUCCGGCGGAGAUGAGCGUUAGCUGAGCCGCAGUGAAGAGUCGCGUCGGCUCCGGGGACGACGAGAUGCAGUUUCUCAGCGACGCCAUUCGAUCCUUGCCUUCUUACGCCGUUAAGGACCUUCUGUCCGUCGGGGUAUGUGUAAGAUGCAGCUUUCGGCUACUCGGAAUUGAGCAACAAGUUUAUUGUUCUUCCUCAUUUUCACCAUCGCUACUGUGUUCAUUUCUUGAAGAAUCGACGUCUCCGGAAGCAGAAAUCGAGUCGGAAUUUUGCUGCGUUUGCUUAGGUAUAUUGCAGUUCAAGUGGAGCGAUGAUAAGGAAACAUUAAUGAAAAAGGAAAGCGCCAAUGAUAUGACUGAAUCAAUUGCUGAGCUAGCGAGGCAAGAAGGCCAUCAGAUCGAUGGCUUUUCUCUUGAAGUAUCUGUACCGCAACCAAUACUGGAAAACGAAUCCGCGAUUUUGUCAGAUAUGAAAAGGAAAUAUGGAUCUGAACUCUGGUUUCAGGAAAAGUCACUUUCAGAACCUAAUUCUGUUAAGGAUGCCCUAAAAUUUGCUAUGGUCAAACCACUGGAAUCAUUAUUGGCUUUGGAGAAAAGAGGAUCAGAUUUAGUUACAAACUAAAAAUCAUGUAUUUUAUAUAUCUAGCAUACUGUGUAGAGUUGUCUACCUACAUCAGGUAUUGCAUCUGCUAGGCUUUGGAGAAAGGGAGAAUCUGAUUUAAUUAUAAACUAAAAAUGAACUUUAGAUUCGUAU
Molecule: messenger RNA, 810 nt
Organism: Rubroshorea leprosula
Lineage: Eukaryota; Viridiplantae; Streptophyta; Magnoliopsida; Malvales; Dipterocarpaceae
Source: the annotation of a GenBank genome assembly